AAAAACAUUUUUCCAAUUAAAACGGAACUAAACAAUUGCGUGUUUAAAAUUUACUAAAUAAAAAAGGGAAGAAAAUAAAAUAAACAUAUAUUACAAAAUGUCGUGUAAAGCCCUGCUGUACCUCUGCGCUGGAUUAAUUCUGAUCUUGUCAAUAUCCACAACACCGGUUACGGCUGACAUUGAUGACAACGAAGUCAGUGAUCCUCCAGAAUAUCGAAUGAUUCAAGGUGUCAAAGUCUAUCGUGGCGAUCGUCAGUGUGUCCUUGUGGGCGGUCUUUGUGUGCACAACAGUGACUGUCUCCUGCCCACCACCAACAAGGGUCUCUGCCCAUCCAACCAGCAUUUGGGUGUUGAAUGCUGCUAUGAAUUGCCCGUGAGACCAGCUCCAUGUGACCAACAUUUGGGUGAAUGUAUGGAUCGUUGUCACAAGGCUCUGAUGAGACCCGGCACCGAUUGUAAAAAUGGUCAGGUGUGCUGUGCCCUCAUUUAGAUGGAGAUGUCAAAUGACGCCACUGUCGCUGUGAGAAGGAUGUUUGUCAAAGGACAUCACCUAUUUUUUUAAAUAUUUAAUUGAUAAUUAUACGAAAUGUUAAUUACAAGUGUACAUACGUUGUGUAUGUACGAGUAUCCAUUAUUUCACAUACAUACAUACAUAGGGCUAGAGCUUAAUAAUAUCUUUUGAUACAGUUAUUAGCACUAAAGUUAAGUUUAAAUGUUUUGUUUUUAGUUUUUUUUUCAUAUGUAAUGAUUUGUUUUUAGCGUAAUUUAAAAGGUGUCUCUGGAGACACUCUGUCUGUAUGUCUAGAUGCACAUAUGUAUGUCCACAAAAAAUAAUUGACAGCUGAUUUAAUUGUUUUUAUUUUAUUUAUACACUCUAUUUGUAAGGCAAUAAAACUAAUUACUAAUUA
This is a messenger RNA of Musca domestica (house fly), 908 nucleotides long. RefSeq lists its product as hypothetical. The record is from RefSeq and is a predicted model, not a curated record. Lineage: Eukaryota; Metazoa; Arthropoda; Insecta; Diptera; Muscidae. The transcript has 3 exons. Bases 98 to 490 code for a protein of 130 amino acids.